UUUCAGUUAAUUCGUUUUUGAUUUAUGAUUAUAAACUAUACCAAAUCCUUAUUUCAAAGUAUUACUUCACUGAUAUAAAGGCCAUGAGGGUCAUUUGUGUUGUUGUUCUGCUAAUUGCAGCGGCACAAGGUGCUGUCCUGGACAUCAAUCGAUGUAAGCUGGAUGGCGAAAACGCAUGCAGAGAUUAUUCUACUGCGGCAAAAUGUCAAACAUCAAACUAUUGCAAAGCAGAAAUAUGGGGACGAGCUACCGACCCAUCUAAAACAUGUCAAAAAUGUUUGAAUGAUAUUAAAACCAUACAAACAUUUGUUGAUUCAAAAUCAACUCGGGAAUUUGUUCGAAACGACCUGAAUGCUUUGUGUGAUUUAUGUCCGUAUGAAACUGGUAGGACUGAGUGUAAAAGUCUUAUCAAGUCACACUUUGAUGAAAUUUAUCAAGACAUUGUCGAUAAACUGGAUCCAAAUACCAUCUGUAGGGCACUUCGAUUGUGCCAGCAGACGAUUGCCGGAUCGGAGAUGAGAGAAACACCAUCGGAAAUUAAAGUAGCGGCAGCAAAUAUUUUGAUGAAAAAGCUUGAAGAAGAACAUUAUGCCAAAGUAGCACCUUGGAUGCCUGGACCUGUCAUUUUUCUUUCAUUGGUUACAAAAUGCAAGGAUUACACAACUGCAAAAGCAUUUGGAGUAUUGGAAAAUUGCAAAGCUUUUUGGAGUGCCCCAACAAAAGAUGAUGAUAUAUGUGAAGAAUGCAAAAAGGAAAUUGCAAAGCUACAAAAUUGGGUGAAAAGUGAAAAAACUAAAGAUGAAAUUAAGAAAGAUAUUCUCAUGUUUUGUGACAAAAUUCCAUUCCAGGCUGUCAAAGACGAGUGCCAUACACUUAUUGCUGAAGGUUUCGACAUGAUUUAUGAUGACAUUAUUGCCAUGCUGGAUCCAGGGACGUUGUGCACUGGAAUGAAAUUCUGCAAUUCUAUCAAUGUUGAUGACAUGAGAAAAGCGACCUGUAAUUUGAAUGGCAACAAUGCAUGUCUCGAUUACACCACAGCAGCGAGCUGCAAAGCUACAAAUUAUUGUAAAGCAGAGAUCUGGAGUCGUCCAGUUCAGAAUACCAAGUUUUGUGAUAUGUGUUUGGAAGAUGUUGGCAAUUUACAAAAGUUUAUUGAUGCCAAUUCUACUCGGGAAUUUGUUCAGAAAGAUUUGUUAGCGCUUUGCAAGUUGUUGCCUUGGAAACAAUUCAGCUACAAGUGCCAAACAACAGUUAUUAAAAACUUUGAGGAAAUUUACGACGACAUUGUUAAAAUGCUGGAUCCAAAAGCUGUUUGCCGUGCCCUCUUUAUUUGUCAAUCUAAAAUUGAGGGAAAUGCAUUACCUGAUCUAUCUUUGACAAGAAUUGAUGAAAAAAUUCCAAAAUCAGUUCCUGAAGACACACUUUGCACUAUUGAUUCUCAAAACGCCUGUCGGGAUAUUUCUACCGCAAAGAAGUGCAAUGCCUUAUCUGCUUGUGGGCCAGUAUGGUCAGGACCAACCAAGGAUAAUGUGUAUUGUGAUAUGUGUAAAAUUGAAAUCGGAAAAUUACAAGACUGGAUGAAGAAACAGACUUCAAAAGCUUUGGUCAAGAAAGAUUUGGAAGAAUUUUGCACGGAAAUACCUCUAUCUGCAUUUGAAGACGCGUGCACCCAAUUAGUUGAUGAAGAUUUCGAUACCAUCUAUGAUCAAAUACUUACAGCAUUGGACCCCAGUGCAGUAUGCACUGCCAUUAAGUUAUGUACGUUAGUCGACAUAGAAGAACAUCUGACAGGAAUGAUGGAUAAACUACCAGAGAUGCUUCAGGAAGCACUGACUGACAACAAAUUUCCAAUAGCAGCGCCGUUUAAACCGGUCAAUUCAGAUUCGUGCAUGGAUUGUGAAGCGUUUAUAAAAGACUUUCAAAACGUUGCACUCAACAAUAAGAAAAUUGUGAAUGACUGGAUGACAAUGUUGAAGACUGAAUGCAAAACUCUUGGUGCUGGAAUUGGUGAACUGUGCGAGCAGAAUGUUGAUAUGGUCAUUUAUAAUGUAAUGAUGAAACACAAAAACAAUGCUGAUGAUCCAAUGUCUGUCUGCAAAACGAUAAUGAUGUGUGAUCAAUUCAACCAGAAGAGAGUCGGAGAUAUGUGCACGGAUUGCAAAACGUUUUUCAAAGAUUGGCAAGACAUGUUGAAAUCAAACAGUAGUGCUGUCGAUCAAGUUGUUGAUGCUCUCGCAAAAUUUUAUUGCUUGCAAAAACCAGAGGAAUUACGUGAUCAGUGUGCUCGAUAUGUUGCGAUGGUGAUCAGAGUAUUCAUUGAACGAAUCAAAGAUGAAGAUGUGGGAAAAAUAUGCACGGAAAUCGAGUUUUGUGAUCCCAAGAAGGAAAUUCCUGCUCAGAAACCAGAUCUGAAGAAGUUAGCAAAGAAAAUUUCUAAAAUUGUUCUUCAAUCAAUGCCCAAGCGUGAACAUCAAGUUGGAAGUGAUAUGUGUAUGGACUGCAAAAACUUCAUCACAGAUCUUCAAGGAGUCAUCAUGAACAAUAAAUCACUUGUGCAAGAACUUGUGGAUUUGGUAAAACAAGAAUGCGAAUCACUUGGACCUGAAUUGGGUGAUAUUUGCAAAGAGCUGGUUCAUAAGAACUAUGAAGAAAUCUUGAAAAUUAUUAAUUCUAUAGAUCCCGACACAAUCUGCAAUGCUAUUAUGAUGUGUGGGGAAUUUGUAAAGCCAAAACUUACUGGAGAUCUGUGUACUGAUUGUCAAGCAUUUUUCAGUGAUUGGCAAAAUAUCAUCACAAAUAAUCAGUCUAUAAUUAAUGAACUGAACAACUUGAUAGCCGAUCAAUGCUCCCAGCUUGGACCCGAGUUUUCAAAACUGUGCGAUACAGUGGUGAAAGAAUAUCUGCCUCAGUUAUGGGAUUUAAUUUCCAGUACGGAUCCAGAAGAAAUCUGCUCUGCAGCUUUAUUCUGUGAAUCGGUCAAGGGUAAAGAGGUAUCAAGUCCGCCUGCAGUAAAGGAACAUAAGAAGGUUUCUGGAAAAAGUUUGAGGAAAUUUGCCAAGAGAAUCACAAAAGUUAUUAUGCAAUCCAUGCCUGAACGUGAACCUCAGGUUGGAAGUGAUAUGUGUAUGGACUGCAAAAACUUCAUCACAGAUCUUCAAGGAGUCAUUAUGAACAACAAAUCUCUUGUUCAAGAACUUGUCGACUUGGUGAAACAAGAAUGCGAACAACUUGGUCCUGAAUUGGGAGAUGUUUGCAAAGCUCUGGUUGAAUCUAAUUAUGAUCAAGUGCUAAAAGCAUUUAGCGCUCUUGAUGCUGACACAAUCUGCAUGGCUAUUAUGAUGUGCGGAGAAAAAACAAAGCCUGCAGUUGGUGGGGAUCUGUGCACGGAUUGUCAAGCUUUCUUUAGCGAUUGGCAAAAUAUCAUUAUUAACAACCAGUCUUUCAUUGACGAUAAUCUACCGAAAUUAAAGAAGACAAUUUGUGAAAAUGUUUCUUUCCUGUUACGUGAAGAGUGUGACCAUGUUUUUGAUGAAGUUGCAAAAGAAUUGAUUGAAGACAUUAAAAAGAAUGACCCAGAAGAAAUCUGCUCAGCUGUGGACUUCUGUGAAUCAGAAGAAGUUUCAACCAUACCUGCUAUACAAAUUCAACCUGCUCUGAAGAUCGAAGAAAAGAUUAAAGGAGAUGACUAUUGUAUGGAUUGCACGAAUUUCAUAGGAGAUUUACAAAAUGCCCUCAUGAAUGAUAAGACUCUUGUGCAAAAACUUGUGGAUCUUGUCAAGCAACAGUGUGACCAACUUGGAUCAGAAUUAGCAUUAGUAUGUAAAGGUCUUGUUGAAGACAAAUACGAGGACAUUAUAAAAGCAUUCGAAUCUUAUGAUGUUGACACAAUUUGUGAGGCCAUCAUGAUGUGCAGUCAACAAACUAAACAAAGUUUGAGAGGAGAUAUGUGCAUGGAUUGUCAAAAAUUUGCUGCAGAUUGGCAAAACAUCAUUGCCAACAAUAAGACUAUUAUUGAUACUCUGCUACCAACUGUGAAACAAGCCAUAUGCAAUGAGGUACCAUCUUUUUUGAAAGGAGAGUGUGAUAAAGUGUUUGAUGAAGUAUCAAAAGAAAUAAUCGACGCUAUCCAAAAUAAUUGCAGUACGUUGAUAAAGGAAUAUCUUCCACUAUUGUGGAGUACAAUUUCUAACAACGACCCAGAGGUGAUCUGUGACACGUUGUACCUUUGCGAUUCUGUUCAGGCUCAACCUGCCAUCGAAAAGAAAAUAGAGGUUGCUGGAGAUGUCGAAUGCCAAACAUGCAAAUUCUUAGUUGAAGAAGUUGAAAAAAUGGUUCAAGAAGAUAAAACUGAGGCCGCAAUAGAAUCCGCUCUGAUGGAAAUAUGUAAUUUAUAUGGUGAAGACAUCAAGCAAGAUUGCAUGGAGUUUAUGCAAGUCCAUGGUGCCAGUAUCAUUGAUUUUAUUUUGGCUGAAAUGAAUUCACUUGAAAUUUGUGCCAAACUUGGACUGUGUAAAGAAGCAAUAAGAUUUAGGUUGCCUGAGAAAGAACCCGAAAAAGAAAAUGUAAAAGAUAACACUGAGUGUGAAGUAUGUACAUUGGCCAUGACAGAACUAUUCAACGUACUUGAAGAAAAUUCUACAGUGGAACAAAUUGAAACGGAAUUGGAAAAAAUUUGUUCUGAUCUACCAGAAUCCUAUCAAUCUGAAUGUAAAAUGAUUAUCGAACAAUACACACCUGAAUUAAUAGAAUACAUCUCACAAAAAUUAACACCCAAAGAAAUAUGCGAGGCUAUUAAACUUUGUACUUCUUCUGUGAAAAAGGAAAAUGUGAAAGAUAACACGGAGUGUGAAGUAUGUACAUUAGCUCUGACAGAACUAUUCAAUGUGCUUGAAGAAAAUGCUACUGUGGAAGAAAUUGAAAAAGAAUUGGAAAAAAUUUGUGCUGAUCUACCAGAAUCCUAUCAAUCCGAAUGUAAAAUGAUUAUCGAACAAUACACACCUGAAUUAAUAGAAUACAUCUCACAAAAAUUAACACCUGAGCAAAUAUGCGAGGCUAUCAAACUCUGUACAUCUACUGUGAUAAAGGAAAAUGUAAAAGAUAACACUGAGUGUGAAGUAUGUACAUUGGCUCUAACAGAAGUAUUCAACGUACUUGAAGAAAAUGCUACUGUGGAAGAAGUUGAAAAAGAAUUGGAAAAAAUUUGUGCUGAUCUACCUGAAUCCUAUCAAUCCGAAUGUAAAAUGAUUAUCGAACAAUACACACCUGAAUUAAUAGAAUACAUCUCACAAAAAUUAACACCUGAGCAAAUAUGCGAGGCAAUUAAACUUUGUACUUCUUCUGUGAAAAAGGAAAGUGUGAAAGAUAACACUGAGUGUGAAGUAUGUACAUUGGCUCUAACAGAAGUAUUCAACAAGCUUGAAGACAAUGCUACUGCGGAAGAAAUUGAAAAAGAAUUGGAAAAAUUAUGUUCUGAUCUACCAGAUUCCUAUCAAUCCGAAUGUAAAAUGAUUAUCGAACAAUACACACCUCAAAUAAUAGAAUACAUCUCACAAAAAUUAACACCUAAGGAAAUAUGCGAGGCUAUCAAACUUUGUACUUCUUCUGUGAAAAAGGAAAAUGUAAAAGAUAACACUGGGUGUGAAAUAUGUACAUUAGCUCUAACUGAACUAUUCAACAAGCUUGAAGACAAUGCUACAGAGGAAGAAAUUGAAAAAGAAUUGGAAAAAAUUUGUUCGGAUCUACCUGAAUCCUAUCAAUCCGAAUGUAAAAUGAUUAUCGAACAAUACACACCGGAGUUAAUAGAAUUGAUCACACAAAAAUUAACACCCAAGGAAAUAUGCGAGGCUAUCAAACUUUGUACUUCUUAUGUGAAAAAGGAAAAUGUAAAAUAUAACACUGGGUGUGAAAUAUGUACAUUAGCUCUAACUGAACUAUUCAACAAGCUUGAAGACAAUGCUACAGAGGAAGAAAUUGAAAAAGAAUUGGAAAAAAUUUGUUCGGAUCUACCUGAAUCCUAUCAAUCCGAAUGUAAAAUGAUUAUUGAACAAUAUACUCCUGAAUUAAUAGAAUUAAUCACACAAAAAUUAACACCCAAGGAAAUAUGCGAGGCUAUCAAACUUUGUACUUCUGUGAAAAAGGUCGAAUCAGGAAUUACUUGUUUACUUUGUACAGAUGUUGUUGGAUAUUUGGUCAAAAACAUUCCAGUCAAUCAGACAGAGGAGAGUAUACUUAAAGAACUCAGAGUAGCUUGCUCGUAUUUAAAAAAGUACGAAGACAAAUGCGAUGAAUUUGUUAAUGAUUACGGCAAAGAAAUUGUUGAUUUAAUCCUGAAAGAAGUUACGGAUCCUAAGAAAAUAUGUUUUCUAAUCGGGCUGUGUGGUCUUCCAGUAGAGGAGGUUCAAAAACAAAUUGAGGAAAACUUGAAGUCAGAUACAGGAUGUGAACUAUGUGAAGUUGUCGUCAAACAGCUUGACAGUUAUCUUACAGAAGAUGCAACACAGGCAAAAUUCAUUGAAGUAUUUGAAAAAGUUUGUGCCGAUCUACCAGAAUCAGACAGAGCACAAUGUAAAAACUUUGUGCAAACUUAUACACCUACACUUCUGGAUUUGCUUGUACAAGAACUAGCUCCAAAUGAGAUCUGUGCUCUUAUUAAACUUUGCAAUAGUGAGACUACAGUAGCGAAGAUUGCACACCAAAAUGUCAAAGGUGAAGUAGAAUGCGAAGUCUGCACUCUUGUCAUUUCGGAAGCUCAAAAGAUGCUUGAAGAUGAUGCAACUGAGGCCGAAAUUGUAAACGAAUUGAACAAGGCAUGUCAAAUACUUCCUGAAAAAGACAGGGAUGAAUGUGCAAGUUUUGUUGAUGCAUACGCAAAAGAAAUACUUGAUCUUCUUGCUCAAAAAUUGGAUGCUAAAACUAUAUGCACUGAAAUUAAACUUUGUGCUGCCUCAAUGAAAAAGACUGAGCGAGAGAAUGUCAAAGGUGAAGUUGAAUGUGAAUUAUGCACUGUCGUCAUAUCUGAAGCUCAGAAACUUCUUGAAGAUGAUGCAACCGAGCAAGAAAUUCUUGACGCAAUCGGCAAAGUUUGUCCGAUGCUGGAAAAAUAUGAAGACGAAUGUAAUACUAUUGUGCAUGAAUACGGACCUACCCUUCUGAAAUUGUUAGCAAAAGAAUUGAGCCCAGCUGAAAUAUGCACAGAAGUAAAGUUAUGCGUUUCCAAGACGAUUAAGGUAUCGGUGACAUCUGCGGCUGAAUGUGAAGUUUGCACAUUGAUUGCCACUGAAUUAGACAAAGUAUUAUCAGAAGAAUCUACUCAGGCGGAAAUUGAAGCAGCAUUGAAAGAAGUUUGUGAUGUUUUACCUGAUUCUGUCAAAGACACUUGUAAUGGACUCGUAACACAAUAUGGCACAGAAAUUGUCAAUCUUCUUGUUGAAGAAUUUAAACCUGAUAUGAUCUGUGUUCAAUUGGACUUAUGUCAAUCGAUGAAAGAAAAUUUGAAGGUGGAAUCCAUAACAUCUUCUGCUGAAUGUGAAGUUUGUACAUUGAUUGCCACUGAAUUAGACAAAGUAUUAUCAGAAGAAUCUACUCAGGAGGAAAUUGAAGCUGCAUUAAAAGAAGUUUGUGAUGUUUUACCUGAUUCUGUCAAAGACACUUGUAAUGGACUCGUAACACAAUAUGGAACAGAAAUUGUCAAUCUUCUUGUUGAAGAAUUUAAACCUGAUAUGAUCUGUGUUCAAUUAGACUUAUGUCAAUCGACGAAAGAAAUUUUGAAAGUGGAAUCCAUAACAUCUUCUGCUGAAUGUGAAGUUUGUACAUUGAUUGCCACUGAAUUAGACAAAGUAUUAUCAGAAGAAUCUACUCAGGAGGAAAUUGAAGCUGCAUUAAAAGAAGUUUGUGAUGUUUUACCUGAUUCUGUCAAAGACACUUGUAAUGGACUCGUAACACAAUAUGGAACAGAAAUUGUCAAUCUUCUUGUUGAAGAAUUUAAACCUGAUAUGAUCUGUGUUCAAUUGGACUUAUGUCAAUCGACGAAAGAAAUUUUGAAAGUGGAAUCCAUAACAUCUUCUGCUGAAUGUGAAGUUUGUACAUUGAUUGCCACUGAAUUAGACAAAGUAUUAUCAGAAGAAUCUACUCAGGAAGAAAUUGAAGCUGCAUUAAAAGAAGUUUGUGAUGUUUUACCUGAUUCUGUCAAAGACACUUGUAAUGGACUCGUAACACAAUAUGGAACAGAAAUUGUCAAUCUUCUAGUUGAAGAAUUCAAACCUGAUAUGAUCUGUGUUCAAUUGGACUUAUGUCAAUCGACGAAAAAAAUUUUGAAGGUGGAAUCCAUAACAUCUUCUGCUGAAUGUGAAGUUUGUACAUUGAUUGCAACUGAAUUAGACAAAGUAUUAUCAGAAGAAUCUACUCAGGAAGAAAUUGAAGCAGCAUUAAAAGAAGUUUGUGAUGUUUUACCUGAUUCUGUCAAAGACACUUGUAAUGGACUCGUAACACAAUAUGGAACAGAAAUUGUCAAUCUUCUUGUUGAAGAAUUUAAACCUGAUAUGAUCUGUGUUCAAUUGGACUUAUGUCAAUCGACGAAAGAAAUUUUGAAAGUGGAAUCCAUAACAUCUUCUGCUGAAUGUGAAGUUUGUACAUUGAUUGCUACUGAAUUAGACAAUGUAUUAUCAGAAGAAUCUACUCAGGAACAAAUUGAAGCAGCAUUAAAAGAAGUUUGUGAUGUUUUACCUGAUUCUGUCAAAGACACUUGUAAUGGACUCGUAACACAAUAUGGAACAGAAAUUGUCAAUCUUCUUGUUGAAGAAUUUAAACCUGAUAUGAUCUGUGUUCAAUUGGACUUAUGUCAAUCGACGAAAGAAAUUUUGAAAGUGGAAUCCAUAACAUCUUCUGCUGAAUGUGAAGUUUGUACAUUGAUUGCCACUGAAUUAGACAAAGUAUUAUCAGAAGAAUCUACUCAGGAGGAAAUUGAAGCUGCAUUAAAAGAAGUUUGUGAUGUUUUACCUGAUUCUGUCAAAGACACUUGUAAUGGACUCGUAACACAAUAUGGAACAGAAAUUGUCAAUCUUCUUGUUGAAGAAUUUAAACCUGAUAUGAUCUGUGUUCAAUUGGACUUAUGUCAAUCGACGAAAGAAAUUUUGAAAGUGGAAUCCAUAACAUCUUCUGCUGAAUGUGAAGUUUGUACAUUGAUUGCCACUGAAUUAGACAAAGUAUUAUCAGAAGAAUCUACUCAGGAAGAAAUUGAAGCUGCAUUAAAAGAAGUUUGUGAUGUUUUACCUGAUUCUGUCAAAGACACUUGUAAUGGACUCGUAACACAAUAUGGAACAGAAAUUGUCAAUCUUCUAGUUGAAGAAUUCAAACCUGAUAUGAUCUGUGUUCAAUUGGACUUAUGUCAAUCGACGAAAAAAAUUUUGAAGGUGGAAUCCAUAACAUCUUCUGCUGAAUGUGAAGUUUGUACAUUGAUUGCAACUGAAUUAGACAAAGUAUUAUCAGAAGAAUCUACUCAGGAGGAAAUUGAAGCUGCAUUGAAAGAAGUUUGCAAUGUUUUACCUGAUUCUGUCAAAGACACUUGUAAUGGACUCGUAACACAAUAUGGAACAGAAAUUGUCAAUCUUCUUGUUGAAGAAUUUAAACCUGAUAUGAUCUGUGUUCAAUUGGACUUAUGUCAAUCGACGAAAGAAAUUUUAAAGGUGGAAUCCAUAACAUCUUCUGCUGAAUGUGAAGUUUGUACAUUGAUUGCAACUGAAUUAGACAAAGUAUUAUCAGAAGAAUCUACUCAGGAGGAAAUUGAAGCUGCAUUGAAAGAAGUUUGCAAUGUUUUACCUGAUUCUGUCAAAGACACUUGUAAUGGACUCGUAACACAAUAUGGAACAGAAAUUGUCAAUCUUCUUGUUGAAGAAUUUAAACCUGAUAUGAUCUGUGUUCAAUUGGACUUAUGUCAAUCGACGAAAGAAAUUUUAAAGGUGGAAUCCAUAACAUCUUCUGCUGAAUGUGAAGUUUGUACAUUGAUUGCCACUGAAUUAGACAAUGUAUUAUCAGAAAAAUCUACUCAGGAUGAAAUUGAAGCAGCAUUAAAAGAAGUUUGUGAUGUUUUACCUGAUUCUGUCAAAGACACUUGUAAUGGACUCGUAACACAAUAUGGAACAGAAAUAGUCAAUCUUCUUGUUGAAGAAUUCAAACCUGAUAAGAUCUGUGUUCAGUUGAACUUAUGUAAAUCGAUGGAAGAAAACUUAAAGAAAACCGAUGUUACAGACAAUACAGUUUGCGAUGUUUGUAAUAUGAUUGCAAAUUAUAUUGAUAGUCAAUUGAAUGUAUCAUCUACACAGGAUGAGAUCAAAAAAGUACUCAAUGAGGUUUGUGGAUUCAUUCCAUCUGAAUUCAAAGAUACUUGCACUGGACUUGUCAACCAGAAUUUCGACCAAAUUAUCAAAUUUUUGCUCCAAGAAUUCAGACCAGAUGUAAUCUGUGUACAACUAGAACUUUGUCAGUCAUCAACUAGCUUCAAGAAGGGACCUACUAUUGAAACCUGUGAAGUGUGCAGAUUAAUUGCUAAAGAACUUGGAAAUAUGUUGGGAAAUACUUCUACUCAGGACGAAAUUGAGGAUGCAUUGAAGAGUGUUUGUAAAAGAUUGGGACCUGAUUUUGAAGGAACUUGUGAUAAUGCUGUAUCCACAUUCUAUCCACAAUUCAUGAAAGUUCUUCUCAAGGAAUUAAAUCCUGAUGUUCUUUGCACGGAUUUGAAAUUAUGUAUAAAAGAAGUGCAAAAGAAAUUGAUUGCAAAAUCUGGUGAUGACGAGGCAUCUUGCGUUUUCUGUGAAUUUUUCGCCAAACAACUUGACAAUGUCCUGAAGGAAGAUGCAACCAAGGAGGAGAUCAAAGCUGCUUUAAGUGAAGCAUGUGCUAUCAUACCUGAUAAGUAUAAAAGCCAAUGCAAUAUUUUUGUGGAACAAUUCGGAGAUUCAGUCUAUGCUAUCUUGGUUGAAGAAAUGAAUCCGGGCAAAAUCUGCCCUGAUCUCGGUAUCUGUCCAAAGACCUUCAAGAAUGAAAAGAUUUCACCUGAAGUGACUUGCGACGUUUGUAAAUUUCUUGUGGUUGAAAUCGAACAACUUUUGACAAAGAAUCAAACUGAGGAAGAGGUAGUCGGAGCCAUGUUGGAGAUUUGUGCAAUUUUACCUGAUGCACAAAAAGAAGAAUGUACAAACUUGAUCACAAACUAUGGAGCAACCCUCUACAAACUUCUCUUAACUAUCCUUGGUAAAGAUGUCUGUCCUAUGAUCGGAGUCUGUAAUAAGUCGAUGGAAUUUAUGAGCGAUAAAAAAAUGAGGUUAAAUGAAGAGAAAUUGUCCGAAUGUACAAUUUGUGAAGUUGUAAUGGAUGGAUUGAAAAGAAUUUUAAGUGAAAAACCAACUGAGCAAGAAAUUUUGAAUGCAGUCAACAAAGUUUGUGAUAUAGUUCCAGAAAAAUACAGGAGCGUUUGUCAUCAAUAUAUCAAUGAUUAUGCUCCAGGUGUAAUCAACAUUAUUAUAGAUGAUUUUUCACCUGACCAAGUCUGUGCCAAACUUCAUGCAUGCUCCACUAUCAACAAAACACCAGUGAAGCUUCAUUUCCGAUCAGACAAGGAAUGUACAAUUUGUAAGACAGUGAUCAAAGAAGUCGAUAAUUUACUCGAUCAAAAUAUUACGAGACAAGAAAUUGAGAAAGCUCUUGAUAAAGUUUGCACUGAGCUGCCAUCUAUGGCUGAUGAGUGUGAAGCUCUGAUCAAUCAAUAUGCUCCUAUCAUAUUCAAGUACAUGGAUAACAUCUUGGAUCCAAGCUUCAUAUGUCAGAAAAUGAAGUUAUGCCCAACUGAAAAGAUACUACUGGGUGCAGAUCCUUGUACAUAUGGACCAUCAUAUUGGUGCAUAAACCUUGACACUGCAAAACAGUGUAACGCUGUUCAACAUUGCCUGAAUCACUUGUGGGAAUGAUGAAGCGAAUGAUGACAUCUAUCUAAUGAUCAAUUAAACUAUGCUAGAUUUUUUUCUUAUCUUCUUAUAUAUGUUAAUUAUCUGAUCAGUGCACUCUUUAUCAGUUCACAUAUAUAUUGAUCAAUUUUGUUUCUUAUAAGUAACUGUUUUUUGUUUAUUCAUAAGGGAAGUUAAGAUAUGUGAUACGGGUACGAUAUCUCUUUUCUCACCAUAGUGAUGGUUAACUAUGAAACCUCUAUUAUAUUACUAAUUAGGUUUAUGCACGUUCCACCCUGGGCAACCUGCACUCAAAAUUGACAUAAAAUUCAAAAUUUCAACUGCACUAUGAAUAUUUCCCAAACCCCCUCCAGCGUUUUUAUUUGAAAUGUUAUUUGAAUACAAGUCAAGUUUAUUGUUCCUAACAGAAAAUUUGGCUUCGAAACAAAUAUCAAGUGAUGUAUAGUGAAAAAUUUGUCACCUAACAUUGAAAAGUUCGAGAUAUUUGUGCAAUUUCUACUCUUUUUUUUUGUUUACUUUGCUUAUUUUUCUUAUUUGUUUUGCAUAGUCUUAGUCGAAUGCUAUAGGUAUAAGUAUAUGUGAAACAUUGGCUGUCUCGUCAGUUUUUACAUUCAUUCAGCGAACCAAAAUUUGACCAAAUUAAUGGAGUGCAACUUCUAUGGCGUGUGAACAGUGAAUUCUUCAUGGCGUUAUUUCCUAUUUUUGAUUACUUUUUCUUUUACUGUAAUUAUCAAUUGAAUGAGGAUUUGCUCUAAUGUUGAAGUAAUGAAGUUGUAAAUUAUUAUCUUUAUAAGUUGAGAAAUGAAUAAGAGAAUGAAAAUGUGA
Messenger RNA from Styela clava, 12779 nucleotides. The record is from RefSeq and is a predicted model, not a curated record. NCBI's taxonomy places the organism in Eukaryota, Metazoa, Chordata, Ascidiacea, Stolidobranchia, Styelidae.